AACAAGUGGCAGGAUCUUGUUGAGAUUGUUCUAGAACCUAUUAACAAGUGGCAGGAUGUUGGACCAGAUCAUUUUAACAUAUUGGAUGCUUUUUAUGCUGAGCCACAAAGAUAUGCAUAUACCUUCCAAAACUAUGUUUUUGUUAUAAGAGUUAUGCAGGAAAGGGAGUCUUCUGGUGGAAUUAAGCCUCUCAGAUUGAUGGAAAGGACUGUUUUCAGCGAUAGGAUGGUCUUUGUGCGAGCUGUUUAUGAAGCUAAUUGGAUGAAUGAGAUGGAGAUCAGUAUUUAUGACUCGUGGUUUGAUCCAGUUGUUUCUUGUUUACCUGGGCUUAUUCCUAAUGGUUUUAUCUAUCUUAGAGCAACCCCUGAUACUUGCCACAAGCGGAUGUUGCUACGGAAGAGAGCAGAGGAAGGUGGAGUCUCCCUUGAGUAUCUUCGCGACUUGCAUGAAAAACAUGAGAGUUGGCUUUUCCCUUUCCAGAGUGGAGAUCGAAACUAUGAUUAUUGUUACUCUUCCACCAUAUCAUUUUCUUUUUAA
Messenger RNA from Camellia sinensis, 537 nucleotides. The record is from RefSeq and is a predicted model, not a curated record. Lineage: Eukaryota; Viridiplantae; Streptophyta; Magnoliopsida; Ericales; Theaceae.